UGCUACCUAACUCCCACGAGAAAAAAAUUAAAAUAAAAAAAUUCCCUAACCAACUGAACGACUUUGCUCAUCAUCCAAAAAGAGGAGACAAGAGCAUCAUCAUCAAUAUCAUCACCAUAAACAAAAAGAGAAAACAGAGUAGACCGAAAGGAAGAAAAUCAUCAUCCAUGGCUUCAUCAUCAUCAUCAUCAUCAUCUGCAGUAAAGACAGAGGCAGUUGAUGUUACACUAGCUGCACUUGGAUUUGUGUUUGAAGAGCUUUCAGCUGACAAAGUCUCAGGCCACAUUCAAGUGUCCCUCAAAUGCUGUCAGCCAUUCAAGGUCCUGCAUGGAGGAGUCUCAGCUCUGAUUGCAGAGUCGUUGGCAAGUAUAGGAGCCCACAUGGCAUCCGGGUUCAAAAGGGUUGCUGGGAUUCACCUUAGUAUCAAUCAUGUCAAGAGUGCUCAUUUGGGAGACCUUGUCUUUGCUGAGGCUACUCCUGUUAGUCUUGGCAAAACCGUUCAAGUCUGGGAAGUGAAGCUCUGGAAGAUUGGUACUAGUAGAAAUACCUUCUCUAAUUCAUCAGAAGAAAGAUCUUUGACUGCUUCAUCAAGAGUUACUCUUUUGUGUAAUUUGCCUGUCCCAGAAAAUGCUAAAAAUGCAGGCGACAAUCUGAAGAAGUAUGCUAAAUUAUGAAUCCCACUUCUUGAAGUUGUACAUCAUGUCUUGUACAAUCAAUAAGAAACUCAAAUCAUUUGCUGCACAAUCAUUGCACGGCUAUUUGCAGAAUUCGCAGAUAUCUGAAGAUUUUGGGGAGUAUCAUGAACCCCUUCCUUCAUGAUGUAACUUAUAGUCAGUAGUCACCUCAUGCUCUGUGCAGGAUAAGAAUUGCUGUCUUAUGUCCUUAACAAGUAAUCACCUGAACCUGUGUUUCCAUAUUACAUAUGGUUGGAGAAUUGGAGGUUCUGGAAUUGAAGUUAUGUGCCAUGGUGCGUCAAGACAUCAACAUGCUGCCAGGAUAAGAGUCGCUGAAACUCCUAUAAAAUUUGGUUGAAUUGUUAUUGCCCUUAGCUGACCUUUUGGAUGUAUGGAGGACUUCCAUAGCUGCUUUGACAUCUUGUUUCCACUGUUCUCACUUUCUGAUGUUGUUAUAGAAGUAUCCUAGUAUGCUAUGUUAAAACAGGGACAGGUAAUGGUACAACAAUUCAUAUAUUGCUUGCUUGCCCCUUUGCUUGAUUUAUAUCCCUACAUGGAUUAUAAUAUGCUUAUCCAGAUUUUAGUGAAGACUCUCAUAUCUAUAGUUCUAAACUUUCAAAAAGCAGCUGUCAAGUAGCUAGAGGAUUUCUCACUGGAACAAGGCACAGGCAGACCACGGCUUCAGAAAGAUUAGAUAAGAAUGAUGUUUGGAGAUGGCUAUUCCCAAGCUGUUAUUUCAGUUUUCUGUCAAAUUAUUCCCCAUUGCAGCAGGAUUAAUACCUGCUAGUCACUUAUGCAAUGUGGUUAAUUUCACUUUUGGCUUGCUAGAGACAACAUCGUAGACAGGAGCAUGGUUGUUUGCAUGUCUGCCUCGUUUUACCCUUUUUCCUUCAAAUGACACGAAUGCUAGGCAAUUGUCUGCCAAGUAACAUUCAAAUUCAACUUGUUUGGAAUGUAAAAAUAACCAAUAUACAGAAGCGCAAUAAAUAGAUUGAUAAUAGAGAUAGGUUGCUGAGUCCUUUUGCCGGAGUUAGCUACUAGGCUUCUGUUACUUAUUUUGUGUUUGCUUUCCAAAUUUUGCAUUUACUUUCCAAAAUCGAAUUCGCAGGUGCAAGAACAUUUUGGUAGCGGAGACUGUUAAUCAUCCUGUAUAUAAAGAUAGAAAUUGACAGCUCUUAUUAUAUUCACAUGUAGUUUUACAGGCCUCAAUCCUCCAAUAUGUACAAGCAUAUUCCAGGAUAUAGUAUCCAGCUUUGUGAUUAUGGUAAUCUGACAAACUCUGAUCUUGGAGGAAGCUAAGAUGUCACAGCAAUCUUCUGAUGCACAAGUGAUUUUUUCUUUGCAAUCUUAACAUUUUUUGAGAAAUUGUAUCUUAUAUAUGCAAAUAAAACUUCUUGAUAGAUUAUCCAAAUAAUCAUAAUUACCUUUCUCUGUACUCCACUUCUGCUCUUUUCUGUCCCCUGCUUUGGCGUGGAGUUUUCUUGACUAAUAAUUAUGAAUGAAAGUGCUAACAAAAACUGGUUAUAAAAAACUGAGAGGUUGCAAAAGAGUAACUACACAGAUUUUUUGUUCAAGUCUGGUGAUUGUAUGUAUCUCACCACUCUUCAGCACAUGGUUUAAUUGACUGAUUAAUUGAGGUUAUGAACCUUUUUGCCUAAUAAUUAGCAAAAAGAAUAAGAACUGCACUUGUUCUAUUUUUAAUACCUUCCCCUUCAUCUGAUACUGGCAAGUUUAGCAUGCUUAUUUCUUGCACAUUGCAGAUCAAGAUGGCAAAAUUAUCAUGAAGGAAAUUGCUCAAAUAUUGAAACGGUGAUGCCACUUCGAUUCUUUGUCAGCAGGGAAGUACUUUCACAAUCAUUUCCUUCUCAGAUGCGACGUUUAGUUGCAGAUUUUACAUCAACAUUGAGGACCAGGGAAAGCAUCCAUGAAUUGUACCUAUCUUUAAGAACAUUGCUUAAUUUUGAUUCUGAAUCCAUGAGCAUUUGCUGGUUGCUAAUGGUCAUCAGGUCACAUUGCUGGGAAGCCUGGUGGACAAAAAUUACCAUUCUGUGGCUGUCUUUAACAACUGAGCGGGUACAUCCUCUUGUCAGCUCAGCAUAUCAUGUCAAGUUCAAGCUGAGCAAUAGCAACUGUUAUGAUAGGUUAAGGAACACAAGCUAGAACUCAUGAUUCCAUAUUACUAUAGCCUAUAACUGCUAAGUGACCAGAGGAAAUAUACCGUCUUCAAAUGGCAAACCCUCGAAUGAAGUCCUCGUUGCUUGGUCAUGAGUUAUACAUGGAAAUCCCACAUGA
Molecule: messenger RNA, 2966 nt
Organism: Coffea arabica (coffee)
Lineage: Eukaryota; Viridiplantae; Streptophyta; Magnoliopsida; Gentianales; Rubiaceae
Source: RefSeq, a predicted model, not a curated record